AUGUGCAAACCCAACAUCUUUGAUGGCCUGAGGGUGUGUUUCUUUGUAGCUCUGUAUUAUAACGUCAUCAUUGGUUGGAGUAUUUUUUACUUGGGAAGUUCUUUCCAGUAUCCUCUACCAUGGGAAAACUGUCCGACAGAAGGGAACAGCACCGUGAAGGAAUGUGCCGCCAGCUCUCCCACAGCAUAUUUCUGGUACCGUAAAGCUCUGGAUAUCACCGAUUCCAUUGAUGAAACCGGAGAGUUCAACCCCAUCAUCACUGGAUGUCUGCUGGCCGCUUGGGUCAUCGUUUGUCUGGCCAUGUACAAGGGCAUCAAAUCGACCGGCAAGGUGAUGUAUUUCUCCUCCGUGUUUCCGUACGUUGUGCUGCUGUGUUUCCUGAUCAGAGGCGUGACGCUGGACGGGGCGUCCGAGGGCAUUAAAUUCAUGUUUUACCCCAGGCUGGAGAUCUGGGCUGACGUUCAAGUGUGGCGUCAGGCGGCGACUCAGGUCUUCUUUGCUCUGGGUUUGGGUUUCGGUUCUGUGAUCGCAUAUUCUUCCUAUAACCCGCGGAACAACAACUGCCAUCGAGAUGCGUUCACCGUGUCUGGCGUCAACUUCAUGACGUCUGUUCUGGCCACGCUGGUGGUGUUUGCUGUGCUGGGCUUCAGAGCCAAAACCAUUGCCACAGAGUGUGUUAAACGUAACGUGAAGGCCGUGUUUGAAGCGAUGUCCAGCACUCAACUCCCUGACCUCCUCAUCAAUGCAUCGGAUGUGGAGAGCAUCACAUUGAACGAGUAUGAGGACUGGUACAGGAUUCAGGGCCAGCAGCUGAAUAUCCCCGGUUACAACAUCACCGCCUGCAGCCUGGAGGACGAGCUUAAACAGGGUGUGGAGGGAACUGGUUUAGCGUUCAUAGCGUUCACUGAAGCCAUGACGCUGUUUCCUGGGAGUCCGUUCUGGUCGGCGCUGUUCUUCCUCAUGCUGCUCAAUCUGGGUUUGUCCACCAUGUUUGGCACCAUGGCUGGAAUACUGACCCCGCUGACGGACACGUUUAAGACCCUGCGUAACCACAAAUUCCUCUUUACAGCAUGCAGCUGUGUGGUGGGCUUUCUGAUCGGUCUCACGUUCACUCAGCGCUGUGGAAACUACUUUGUGACGAUGUUUGAUGACUAUUCUGCCACUCUUCCCCUCAUCAUCGUCGUCAUCUUUCAGACCUUGAGCGUGGCCUGGGUUUAUGGAGCGGACAGGUUUUUGGAGGACCUGAAGCGGAUGUUGGAUCGGCCGGUUCCUGUGGUGUACAAGUACCUGUGGAAAUAUGUGUGUCCGGCUGCUAUGCUGGGGCUCUUAGGUGCCAGUCUGCUAAAGAUGAUCUUGGAGCGUCCCACAUACACCGCCUGGAACAGAGAAAAGGCGUCUAAGGAAAAUCUGCCUUAUCCUGGCUGGGCUCUUGCUGUCCUGAGCACGCUCAUCAUUGUUGCAUUUCUUCCUGUUCCUAUCGGAUUCAUACAUUCCCUCCUCCUGGAACGGCUCGGCCAGUCGCCGGCAGACACUGAGGCGGGAUACGUGCCGUGUGCCACCACAGACAUAGACCUGACCCCUCUCAGCACGUUACCACCUUCAGGAGAUGACCCCAAUUCAUUUUCCCCUUUGCUUUAUGAAAACCAUGACACUCGUUUGCCGAACGGCCACAUUGAACACUUCGAAUCAAGUAGUGUGUUAUGAGAAGAAACUACGUUAUAGAGUUUACAUCUCAGAAGGAUCUAUUUAAAUCAAGACCAUUUUAUUAUUGUACUUUGCUUUUGGGAACAAUCAUUUCUGUCUGUGCAUACGGGCACAAAAAUAACUGUUUUAGGUGUUAGUUCAUUGCAAAAAAGAAAAUUGUCAUCAGUUUCACUCAAAACAUCACAGAUGAUCUUGUGGAGUUAUUUAACUGUUUGUACAGGCUGCUCUUUUCCUUUUAACGGUAGUUGACAUCUGUUGAGCUCUGAAAUUAAUUUUGCAUUAUAUUCGAAGUCUUUGUGAAAGUCUUGGCUUCUCAAAUCUCAGUUUUACAUCUCCGUUUAGACCUGUUACAUGUGAAAACUCUUUAUAUGCGGCUGAUGACGGUUUCCUUUUUCCAGUGAACUGUGGCUUUAAGUACAGCAUAAUAAUGGAACCGCUGAGCCGUACCUGCAUGUGGUGGGUCCAGGUGAACGCUGAACAACAAAGCAACACUAUAGUUACCCGUUACAACGGUCAAAUCAGUUGGUAACUGAUGGUUCUGCUGCUUUAGUUAUCUGACAAGGUUAUUUUUUUUGCAUAAAGGUGUUGAUGGGUUUGACCCAUCAGUGUUACGCCUGUUUCACACUGCAAGCGUGAGCUUCGCGUCAGUGUAGCUACAGCAUCACUGCAGACUCGCCAGCGGAUUCACACUGGAAGCAUUCGUACAGCGUCACAGCAGCGGCUCCAAAGCUACACAUUUCUUCACAAAGACAACUAAAUUUGUUUUUAGAGGUUGGUCAGUUAUAAACUUGAAAGUUUUGAAAUUUUAUCGUGGGGAUUCGCAUGUAAAUGGUAAACGACAAAAACUGCUCCGAUCAUGUCGUUUCAAUCAUACUUCGAAAUAGAACGUGCUGUUUAAUGUUUUUUAAAUAUUACACCAUACUUGAACCCAACCUGAAUAAUUAAAGACAAGUUUAAAUGGGUAAAUCUUCAUUUUCUUUUGACAUACUACAAUUCUUGUUAAAACACACUAGAUAUGCUUAUUCUGUGCUGCUUUUUUUUUUUAACACUGAACAAAAUAAAUAUGAUUUCACAUAUACACUUUAAUUGCGUGUGAGCUGC
This is a messenger RNA of Sinocyclocheilus grahami, 2805 nucleotides long. RefSeq names its product sodium-dependent neutral amino acid transporter B(0)AT2-like. Gene Ontology annotation, cellular component: plasma membrane. The record is from RefSeq and is a predicted model, not a curated record. The transcript has 10 exons. Gene Ontology annotation, biological process: amino acid transport; nitrogen compound transport; sodium ion transmembrane transport. Bases 1 to 1704 code for a protein of 567 amino acids. NCBI's taxonomy places the organism in Eukaryota, Metazoa, Chordata, Actinopteri, Cypriniformes, Cyprinidae.